Phyllotreta striolata is the source of this 1061-nucleotide messenger RNA. Lineage: Eukaryota; Metazoa; Arthropoda; Insecta; Coleoptera; Chrysomelidae. The record is from the annotation of a GenBank genome assembly.
GAAAUUUUUAUUAUUAUUACUUAGCCAAUCGAAACAUGAACAUUUACGUGUUAUUAGUUACUUUCUUCGUUGGAGGAUUUGCCUAUCCAGACAGGCUUUUCAGGGAAAUAUCUCCGGGCGUUUACCAAGCUGAACAGAUUUCUUCACCCUUACCUGACCUAGAACUAGCAGUUAAAGAUAACGACGUAAAAAUUUACUUCAAUGACCAGAAAAUUUACUUCAAUUCCCAAAAACCGGUACUUUUGAACUUGUCAAAUUCUCAAGAAGUAUUGAACAAAGGAUACGAUGACCGAAAGGACACAGUUUUCGUGAUUCACGGAUGGCACAACGAAUACGAUUCGCCCAUGUGCUCCACCGUGUCGCACGCCAUACUGAACUCCAAAGACGUUAACGUGUUCAUCGUCGAUUGGAGCAAAAUCGCCAAACAGAACUACUUCACCGCCCGCUAUUCGGUAGCCGGGGUGGCCAAAAUCGUCGGUAGACUGAUCGACGAUCUGAUCGAAAGCAACGCCCUGCAACUGAACAGGACUUUCUUCGUCGGGCACUCCCUGGGCGCCCACGUCGCCGGAAUAUGCGGGGCUGUGCUCAAAGGGAAAGUCAACCAUAUCGUGGGUUUGGACCCGGCUUUACCGCUCUUCCCGUGGGACGAAGUGGAUGGUCGUCUUGACCCAACCGACGCCCAAUUUGUCCAAGUCAUUCACACCUGCUCGGGAAUAUUGGGAUACAACAGGGAUCUCGGCCACGUGGAUUACUGGCCUAAUGGCGGUAGCGAUCAACCGGGUUGCGGAGGUUUAUUGGACAUUGGAGGCGCUUGUUCGCAUUCAAGGUCGUACAAAUACUUUGCCGAAUCCGUAAUGAGCGAUGGAUUUCUAUCUCAUAAAUGUGAUAAUUACGAAGACUACGAAAAUGGAAAGUGCGAUAAGGAACCCACGUCACCAAUGGGUGAAUACUCACCAGAUUACAGGGCCACUGGUAGGUACUUCUUGCAAACCCACAGCGAAUCACCGUUUUCCCAAAACUAAUGUUAACUGAACAAAAAUAAAAAUAGAUAGCUUGUUUAA